Hypomesus transpacificus is the source of this 3485-nucleotide messenger RNA. RefSeq names its product guanylate cyclase 2F, retinal (gene gucy2f). Bases 1 to 3330 code for a protein of 1109 amino acids. The transcript has 18 exons. Gene Ontology annotation, molecular function: guanylate cyclase activity; ATP binding; protein kinase activity. Lineage: Eukaryota; Metazoa; Chordata; Actinopteri; Osmeriformes; Osmeridae. The record is from RefSeq and is a predicted model, not a curated record. Gene Ontology annotation, biological process: protein phosphorylation; cGMP biosynthetic process; intracellular signal transduction.
AUGCAACAUAUUCCUCUACAUUUUGGAGGUGUGCUGUGGGAGUUAUCCAGCUAUCCCUGUGGUCCCAUAUACAAAAGCAGACACAGCCUAGCGACUCUGCCGUUUUAUAAUUUCCUGCUAUGGGUCCUACUCGGGGUUUUGACAUUCCCAUGCUGUGUCCAGUGCUUGAUAUUCAAAGUAGGAGUCCUCGGGCCUUGGAACUGCGACCCCGUCUUUUCCAAGGCCUUGCCCGCUGUUGCUGCCAAACUUGCAGUGGGCAGGAUAAACGAGGACUUCAGCUUAGAUUUGGGUUGCAAAUUGGACUUUGUGAUCCUGCAAGAGCCGUGCGAAACUUCAAAAGCGUUGACAACAUUUGUUUACUAUGAGAAAACGGUUGAUGCAUUCGUGGGACCCACAAACCCCGGCUACUGUGACGCAGCAUCGCUUUUGUGCAAAAACUGGGAUAAAGGAUUAUUUUCUUGGGCUUGUAUUAACUAUGAGUUGGACCGGAUGAAGGGCUACCCUACAUUCAGCAGGACUUUACCUUCUCCCACCCGUGUGCUGUUCACCGUGUUAAAGUAUUUCAGCUGGGCUAACAUUGGCAUUGUCUCAUCCAAUGAGGAUAUAUGGAUGGACACAGCUAGUAAAGUUGCCAACGCUCUUAGGAAUCGGGGACUACCUGUUGGCAUAGUGACUUCAAUGGGAAUAAAUGAAACGGAAAUUGAGAACACACUGGGGAGUAUUCAGGCGGCAGGGGACAUCAAAGUCAUCAUCAUGUGCAUGCACUCCGCUCUGAAUGGUGGCGAACAGCAGGUUAACUUCUUGUUGAAGGCCAACAAAAUGGGACUGACCAGGGGUCGCUACGUAUUUGUGCCCUACGAUACUCUUCUCUACAGCCUCCCCUACAACAACAUCUCCUACUUUCCACUCGUAAACAACAGCAAACUGCAGGAGGCCUACGAUGCUGUCCUUACCAUCACCGUGGCGUCGGACACUAUGUCCUUCAACGAGGCGUUUAACAUGGCCAAGAGGACUGAGGAACUCACAAUUUAUGUUGAGCCUGAGCAGGUCAACCCCCUGUUUGGGACCAUAUACAAUGGAAUUUACCUGCUGGCCAAAGCCAUCCACAAUGCCAGGAGAGCUGGCCAGUGGCUCUCAGGAACCAACCUGGCCUACUUCACCCGAAACAUGACCUACAACGGCUUCAACCAGAAGAUCAUCAUAGAUACUGAGGGUGAAGGCCAGACCAACUACGUCAUCCUGGACUCAAAUGGGUGGGGCGGUAGGCUGUAUCGCACCUACCUGGUCGACCUGAGCACAGAUAUGGUCCGGUUUGCGGGCAAGUCCAUUCACUUCCCAGGGGGUUCCCCUCCUGCCUCCGACUCCAGCUGUUGGUUCACCCCAGAUGCCAUCUGCAGUGGAGGAGUGGAUGUCACCUACGUCAUAGUGGUGUUUGCAAUCAUAGCUUUUCUGGCUGUUGGUGCACUUGGAGUGAGUCUGAUUGUAAGGAGGAGGAUUGAGCAGAUCCAGUUGGUCAAAGGACCCAAUAGGAUCCUUCUGACAUUGGAGGAUCUCACAUUCAUAAAUCCUCAACUUAGCAAGAGGAAAAUAACCUUGGAAGAUCUUAGUGAAUCGAAGAGUGCUAUGGACGAAAAGAGCACAAGGUCUAUAGACCCAUCCCACUCCGUUAACAGCUUGCAAACAGAAACUCACGAGUCCACCAAUGUGGCCAUCUACGAAGGAGACUGGGUGUGGCUGAAGAAGUUUGAUCAGGGGCAUUUCAAAGAGGUCAAGCAAAGCACCACAAAGAUCUUCUCAAAGAUGAAGGACCUGCGGAAUGAAAACGUAAACCUAUUCCUGGGCUUCUUCUCCGAUGGUGAUAUUUUUGCUGUGGUGACGGAGCACUGUUCCCGAGGCAGUCUGCAGGACCUGCUGAAGAACGAUGAUGUCAAGCUCGACUGGAUGUUCAAGUCUUCGCUGUUGCUGGACCUGAUUAAGGGUAUGAAGUACCUGCAUCACAGAGAAUUCCCUCAUGGUCGACUGAAGUCUCGUAACUGUGUAGUAGAUGGGCGUUUUGUCCUGAAGAUCACAGACUAUGGCUUCAACGAGCUGCUAGAAUCCCAGAAAGCCCCCCAAAUUAUAUCCCCACCUGAAGAGAUGUUUUGGACAGCUCCAGAGUUCCUCCGGGACCCAGAGAACGCUAGAAAGGGGACUUAUAAAGGAGACGUGUACAGCUUCGCCAUCAUACUCCAGGAGGUGGUGGUGAGAGGAUCCCCAUACUGCAUGCUGGGAUUGACUCCUGAGGAGAUCAUUAGGAAGGUGAAAAAGCCCCCUCCGAUGUGCAGGCCCACGGUGGCCCCAGACCAGGCCCCGCUGGAGUGCAUCCAGCUGAUGAAGCAGUGCUGGGGGGAGCAGCCUGACCGCAGACCAGCCUUCGACGAGAUCUUUGACCAGUUCAAACUGAUCAACAAGGGGAAGAAGACCAACAUCAUUGACUCUAUGCUGCGCAUGCUAGAGCAGUACUCCUCUAACCUGGAGGACCUGAUCAGGGAGAGGACCGAGGAGCUGGAGGUGGAGAAGCAGAGGACUGAGAAGCUGCUGUCUGAGAUGCUCCCUCCUUCUGUGGCAGAGGCGUUGAAGACAGGAGCCACGGUGGAGCCCGAGUACUUCGACCAGGUCACCAUCUACUUCAGCGACAUUGUGGGCUUCACCACCAUCUCAUCCCUCAGCGACCCCAUCGAGGUGGUGGACCUGCUCAAUGACCUCUACACGCUGUUCGACGCUGUGCUUAGCAACCAUGAUGUCUACAAGGUGGAGACCAUUGGAGAUGCCUACAUGGUGGCAUCAGGUCUGCCAAAGAGGAAUGGCAACAAGCAUGCAGCGGAGAUAGCCAACAUGUCCCUGAAUAUCCUCAGCUCUGUGGGCACCUUUCAGAUGCGACACAUGCCCAAUGUACCCGUCAGGAUACGCAUAGGGAUACACUCAGGGUCAUGCGUUGCCGGGGUGGUUGGUCUCACCAUGCCUCGCUAUUGCCUUUUUGGAGACACAGUCAACACCGCCUCUCGAAUGGAAUCCACUGGGCUGCCUUAUAGAAUCCAUGUGAACAUGACCACUGUGAAGAUCCUUCACUCCCUGAAUGAGGGAUACAAGAUAGAUGUCAGGGGCAAGACAGAACUGAAGGGUAAAGGCAUUGAGGAGACGUACUGGCUAGUUGGGAAAUCAAACUUCACAAAGCCUUUGCCAAAGCCUCCAGAAAUCAAACCAGGGGACAACUGGCAAGCGAUGGUGACAGAAGAGAUCAAGUCCAUAUUUCGAAAGGCCAACAGGGAAGUGGACAAGCCUAAAAUCUGAGUGGAAGAAGAAGAGUCUGAGAGUGAAAGAUAGAUAGAGAAGAGAGGGAGUCAAAUUAAAAAGAAGAAGAGGACACAUCGUUAGGCAGAAGGAGGGAUGAGGGCCGACUGACAGGAAGGAAGAACAGAGGGCAUGGGCCAGUCUGCUCACCUCAG